UUUAGUGAAAUUGUGUUGUUCAGAGCUCAUCUAGAGCAUUUUAAUGUUUUGAGCACUUGCACUCUUCACUCUCUUCCUGCAAUUGUCUGAAGGCUGGAUUUUGGUUUUGUCUCCUUCCCAACAGCAGUUGUUCCUUGCUCAAAGUGUUGCAGCUUAUCUGUGUGCCCCAGAAGGGUGGGACUCGCAGAGAUCACAGGCUUUUUACAAUGAGCCAAAGCCAGCCUGCUGACUACAAGGAAAAUUGCUGAGGGUUUCAGCCAGGAGUGCCACAUGGGCUUUACAAAAGGCAGUGAUUGCACUGGUGGGACUCGGCUGGGUCUGGAGUGGCCACUUCCACUGCCAGGAGACAAGCGAGCAUCACCUCACCCUGGAAAAUCGCUGCUGGUGUUGCAGUGCUGUGCAUCUCUGCUGUCCUGUGCUGUGAACGGCAGGAGCAGGAGGAUGCAGUGCUGUUCCUGGACACUUGGCUCGCAGGUACUCAGUGCCCAGAGCUCCGGAGCUGGGAGUGAGCCUUGAGCCGAGCUCCGCUGGGAUGUGACCUGGGACUGCUCGCUUAAAGCCUUGUCACUCUGCACCUGGCCCCUCAGGGGCACACUGUGCUUACCCACUGCGAAGCCUGUAGGAGUCCAAACUCAUUCUCUUCAAGGCUCAGAGUACACCCUUGUGUUCCUGAGGCAAAGGGUAAAAGGAAGGCACCAAGUUGUCUGUGUUAAUUUUUUGCCUGGAGUCUUUGCGAUGGAUGAUGGAGCAGAGUCUCUGAUGACCGUGCAUCUCCUCACCCACUUGGGACGCUCAUUUCCUCUGCAGCAAACUGUGGAUCGGGUUUUGGAGUGGCUGUGCCUGGACAUUCGCCUUUUCCUGGUGUCUGAGCGAAUUCCUCCGCUGAAAUACUACGAGAGAUACCGCAAGAGGAGCCGCAGCUUUCCUGGAAUAUCCAUCCUCCUCUUUCUGCACGAGGACUUGGGAGAAGAACGGAUUGUCCAGGUCCACGAGCAGUUCCAGCGCCCUCCCUGGCGGUACCAGCGUGCCCGGUUUGCCAACGGGCAGAGCCCCGCCUGUGCCCCAUGCCAGCAGGACUUCUACGGCCUGGAGGAGCAGCUGCCCGUGUGGGGCGUCAGGCGGGUGCGCCGCGGCCCCGAGAUCCUGCGCGUCACCCUCUACUGCAGCUUUGAGAACUACGAGGACGCAGUGAGGCUCUACGAGCUGAUCCUGCGGAAGGAAGGCACUCUGCAGAAGAGCACGCUGUGCGUCUUCGUGCUGCACGCCACCCCCCACGUGGCCGUGCAGCUGUGCCUGGAGCAGCUGCCCUUCGGGGUGACGGCCGAGCCCCCCGACUCGGCAGCCCUGCAGUUCGAGGUGCAGGAGAUCGGGCAGCUGGUGCCCCUCCUGCCCAACCCCUGCGCUCCCAUCAGCAGCACCAGGUGGCAAACACAGGACUAUGAAGGAAAUACAAUUCUGCUCAAGGUUCAAAACAGCUCCAGGACCCUGGAAACAAACAUCGGGCUUUCCCAGCAGCAUGGCACUACAGGCAGUGGAAGAAUCCCGCAGGACUGUGUGCCAGCCCCACUCUCUGUAAAACAGGGCAGUCCUGGGCGGAGGAGCCAGGAGGUCAGAGCUCUGAAGGGUAAAACCAGGUGCGACCCAAGUGAAGCGCUGGGCUCUGAGCGGGCCAGCAGUGACCUCCGGAGGCCCUUGCGCUGCGCUCCCGGCGCGGCAGCAGCGCCCCGGCUGCGCGGGCAGGCGGGCCGGACACUGCGGGCUCCUCCGGCCGGGAGCCGCGGGCAGCGGGCGCCGGAGACCGACGUGGACACCGGGCUGGCCGUGGGGAGCUGCCCGCUGAGCCUGUUCCCCAGGGCCCUGCGGAGCAGCCUCCCGCCGGCAGCCCCCGGCGCUGCCCGGCCCGGCCCGGCGCGGCGAGCCGCGGCUGCGAGAGCGCACGGAGCCCCGGGCUGCCCCGCACAGCCGGCUGGGCACCACGAGGAGCAGGAGUUCUUUAUAUGACCGAAACCACGAGCAGCGACGAGGAGGAGCAGGAGUUCUUUCUAUGACCGAAACCAAACGCGCCUGAUGGACUCAUUGUAGCCAAAGGACAGGGGAGCGCUUUGGGAUGCGCCGUGACUGCUGCUGCUGCUCAGGGUGUACCUCUGUCGCUGUGACAUCCCGCUAGGGGUCACUGAGGCAGACACUGAAUUUCCAUGCAGAGAUGCUAAGGAGUCUGCAGGAAAAAAUAACACUGUAUUUACAGAAAGCUGUUGCUUUGGUUUGGUUUUUUAACGCACAGUAGGUGAGGGGGGUGUUGUGUAAUGAAUGGGAAUAAGCCAUGUGACUCCUACAGCUGUUCUAAGGUGCUAAAAAAUAGACAGUGACAUCUUCAGAUGGGUUUUGAAGGUGAAGCUUGGCUGAGCUGCCCAAGCAGCUGGAUGCCCCCAGCCGUGGGGACUCACCCCCCCUUGCUAGGACACACUGGAACAAACUCGUGGCAUGGUCACGGUGGUUAAGCUGGUUUUCCUUUGUUGGUAUUUGAAAUCUAUCAUUGUUGUCAAUUUUAUGCAAGAUUUGAAACAUAAGAAUAUUCUUUUAAAUAUUUCUCAAGAGAAAUAUUUAUAGUGAGACCUUUCUCCCAACUCAGCACAGUACAUGCAAAAACCACACACUUGAAGAGAAGUGCCAGUAAAACCUGCUGCUGCCUAUUCAUGUGGCACUUAAAAUAAACACAGCAACAGGCCAGGCUUUGUUAAACCAGUGUGCAAUUAGCAGGCAACCCUAGCUGGUUUUUAAUUAACAGAAGACAAGAGAAGUUGAGAGUCUUGGAGGGAAUUGCUAAAUCCUCAAGAGUAAAAAGGAUGGGAGAAAUGAAGUCAUGAUUCAGCAUCAACAGAUGCUGAAAUAAUUCCCGUCUUGAUUAGUUUUCUUUCUCAAGUAGGAUUAAAUAAAUCUCAGCGGGGAAGGGAUGGGAAGAAUAUGAAGGAGGAGUGAAAUUAUUCAAAGAAGAGCCACAUCUGGGCAUACCCACUUUCCAAACAGUACAACAAAGAGGUGUUUUCUCCCUUGAAUAUAUCUGAAUUCUGGAGGGGAUAUAGGGAAGUCCCUACUCUGGGCCCUCCCAACUGGUUCUGCCCUGCCAAGUAAUGCUCAUGAACCCUUCAAUUUGGGGACCAAAACCUACAGAACAGGACACUUAGAAACAUCUUUGCAGAGCUUUUCACAAGCUCUGCAAAAUUUGUGGACUUUAAUGAAUCCUACUGUGAUAUGUUACAUCUACGAGGGUGAUUAUUUAAUCUUUCCUAGAAAUUCUGCAGGGCUUUUCAGAGCUGGAGAGAAUGUCUGGUCAGUAGGGAAGCAGCCAAGAGGAGCUUGCAGGGGCUGGCUCCCCGGGCCUGCUGUGGUGUGUGCCAGUGUGGGCUGGAGGCUCAUGGGGAGAGGAGGGGCUCAGAGCAGGGCAGUGCUCUCUAAACACGAGCUUACAGACCUGCACUGGGCAUGGAUGGGAUAAUCAUGAACUUGGGAAUCAAGGCAGAAGUGGGAUUCCUGGGAGAAACAGCUUUAAAGAGAGAUUUCAUGGCCUUCUCUCUACUCUCUCAUGCCAAAAGUACUUGAGUGUGACUAUUUAGCACAAUCUUAUUUUACCUGAAAGAAAGAGGCAGAAGAUCAGUAUCCAGCCUGGGGGAAAUGCUUCAUCAUUUGGAAAAAAAAGUAACAAGUUUCACCUACCUGCAACAGAUCAUGGAAAAGGGCUUCGAGUCAAAGGAAAAUGGCUCUGAAACUACUGCUUUUAACAGUGUAAAACCUGUGUAUUUUAAGCACAGGAUAUAUCUAGUACAAAUUCUGUAUUACACAGGCAGGUGUGCAGGGGUUGUGUUGGUGUGUUGGGUCAGAGGGCACAUUUCUCAAUGAAGAGAUUUAGUAGUGGAAGGCAAAGAUUCACAUUUUCCAGAGUGUUCCUAUCUCUGCAGCAUCUGUUUUAUACUUCUUCCUUGCACACUGUGCCAUUUCUUUCAGGCUUUUAAAAAAAGUCUAAUAAGGAGCAUGGGUUGGCAGGGUCUGCUGGAGGUCUGUGUCCCAAACACCCUUAAAGGAGCUUCCUGGUAAGCAGUCAGAGAGGAUGGAUGCAUGAGGUGUGUGAGGCUGGCAGUGAGCUCAGCCAGGGCUUCCCAUCCCAUGUGCUGGGCCCAGCAAAGCGCACUGGGGAAAACAGCCUUGGUGGGAAACUGAACAGGGAGUUUGACAAGUUGUGCUGAGAGGAUCAUGGCAUCACAACACUGGAUGAAGGGAAAUGCAGUGGGAUUUUUACCUUUGGUGUGUGUUGAGCUUGGUAUAAAGGAUUCACUCUGGUGGGAAUGGC
Messenger RNA from Motacilla alba alba, 4342 nucleotides. RefSeq names its product family with sequence similarity 124 member B (gene FAM124B). NCBI's taxonomy places the organism in Eukaryota, Metazoa, Chordata, Aves, Passeriformes, Motacillidae. Bases 736 to 2001 code for a protein of 421 amino acids. The transcript has 3 exons. Gene Ontology annotation, cellular component: nucleoplasm. The record is from RefSeq and is a predicted model, not a curated record.